Contarinia nasturtii (swede midge) is the source of this 1296-nucleotide messenger RNA. RefSeq lists its product as uncharacterized. NCBI's taxonomy places the organism in Eukaryota, Metazoa, Arthropoda, Insecta, Diptera, Cecidomyiidae. The coding region runs from base 60 to 824 and encodes 254 amino acids. The transcript has 3 exons. Gene Ontology annotation, molecular function: oxidoreductase activity. The record is from RefSeq and is a predicted model, not a curated record.
AUCGACACACGUCAAACAGUUCGCAUUUGAACGUCAAGCAGCGUAGUUCCAAUCAGAAAAUGAGUUUUGCAAAUAAGGUAAUUUUAAUCACUGGUGCUAGUUCCGGCAUUGGAGCUCAUGCCGCCGAACAUUUAGCUAAAAAAGGUGCAAGUGUUUCGUUAGUUGGUCGUAAUCAAGAACGAUUGAAUGAAGUUGUUGAACGAAUUAAAACUGCCGGUGCACCAAUACCACUGGCCAUUGUUGCUGAUGUUACAAAAGAUGUUCAGCGAAUCAUUGAUGAAACAGUCAAUCAUUUCGGUAAAUUGGACGUUUUAAUUAACAAUGCCGGUAUAAUGUCAAAAGAUUCUAUAGAAAAUGUUGAUUUGGCUGAGUACGAUUGGAUAAUGAACACCAAUGUACGUGCUGUGAUUGAACUCACGAAAUUAGCCAUUCCACAUUUGGAAAAGACAAAGGGAAACAUUUUGAACGUCUCGAGUGCAGCCGGAUUACGUGUUAAACCCAAUUUUCUUAGUUAUUGCAUAUCGAAGGCCGCUGUUAAUCAGUUGACAAAGAGCGCCGCAUUGGAUUUAGCUCCAAAACGCAUUCGCGUCAAUGCAAUCAAUCCCGUCGCUGUGCGGACACCACUUUUUGAAACAGGCUUGGGAAAAAGUCCACAACAGGCUGAGGAGUUUUUCGAGAGCUUCAAGAAUAUAUAUCCAAUGGGACGUGUAGGUGAAUGUGAUGAUACAUCGGCCGCAAUAGAGUAUUUGAUCGGUGAUUCGGCUUCAUUCAUCACUGGUGCACUAUUUGCUGUAGACGGCGGUGCUUUAACAGCGGGAAAAUAAAAAUUGCUUAUCAUGAUAUUAUAAUCGAAUAAAAAUCUCACAUUUUUCUAUUCAAUAAAUAUAGCGGCUUAUUUUUUACGUCGACUUCAUUUGAUGCAAUUGUAUUUUCAAUACAUAGUUUAUUUUAUUGAAAGUUUGAUAGUAUAGUUGCUAUAGGCAACAAAUCCAUUUGAAUAUUAAUAUUUGUUUAAGACUUUAGCGAAAACCGACACCGAAUCGAAUUGGAAAAAUAGGCUUAUGUUUAGCAUUUUGCUGUCAAAAUUUGAAACUUACCGUUUCGGUUAAGUUUAAAUUCAGAAUCCAUGAUUUUUUGCUUGGAAAUAGAAAUAGAAUCAUUUAAUGCAUCGCAUCGUAUCAUAUCAAUGAAUAUUACGCAAUUAAACUAACGUGAUGUUUUUUUACAUUUCAAAGAGAUCUCAAAAUGAGUUUGGCUAAUAAAGUUAUGGUAUUUGGGCUCUAGAGCCAGCUGGAA